This is a messenger RNA of Nycticebus coucang (slow loris), 4432 nucleotides long. It is a transcript of the gene TAF4B, whose product is annotated as TATA-box binding protein associated factor 4b. Gene Ontology annotation, molecular function: protein heterodimerization activity; DNA binding; RNA polymerase II general transcription initiation factor activity. The transcript has 16 exons. Lineage: Eukaryota; Metazoa; Chordata; Mammalia; Primates; Lorisidae. Gene Ontology annotation, cellular component: transcription factor TFIID complex. Bases 153 to 2735 code for a protein of 860 amino acids. The record is from RefSeq and is a predicted model, not a curated record. Gene Ontology annotation, biological process: DNA-templated transcription; transcription initiation at RNA polymerase II promoter.
GGGCCGUGCAGAGCGCGCGUAGGGGGCUUUGGGCGCCCUAGCGAUGCUGUGGAGCCUGAACUGCACUGGAGUCGGCUGCCGCUCGCCAAGCCUCUCACCGCUGCUCCCUCCCGGAACGGCAGCGCCCCAGCUGCCGCUGAUCCCCUGAGGGGAUGCCCGCCGGCCUCACCGAACCUGCCGGCUCUGCUCCGCCCGCUGCGGUGAGCGCCUCCGGGACGGCGACCAUGGCCCCCGCCGGGGCUCUGCCGGUGCGGGUGGAGAGCACUCCGGUGGCCCUGGGCGCCGUGACUAAGGCUCCUGUCAGCGUCUGCGUGGAGUCCGCGGCGUCCCCAGCGCUACGGUCCCCAGUGGGGACCUUGGUGACCAAAGUGGCUCCUGUCAGUGCUCCCCCUAAACUCAGCAGCAGCCCCAGGCUGCCUGCUCCUCAGAUAGUCACCGUGAAAACCCCCAACACCACAACACUCCAUCUGCCUGCUAAUCUGCAGCUUCCUCCAGGAACAGUUUUGAUCAAAAGUAACAGUGGUCAGUUGAUGUUGGUAUCACCUCAGCAAGCUAUAACAAGAACUGAGACCACAAGUAACAUAACUUCAAGACCAUCAGUACCAACGAAUACUCAAACAGUCAAAAUCUGUACAAUGCCGAAUUCUAGCUCACAAGUAAUCAAGAAUGUGACAGUGGCACCUGUUAAAAAAUUGGCACAAAUAGGAACUACUGUGGUAACCACUGUUCCGAAGUCUUCCUCAGUACAAUCUGUGGCUGUGCCAACCAAUGUUGUAAAAUCUUUGAAUACUGUAUCUACCUUGAAGGCUUCAACUUUGGGAGUAUCAUCCACCCCUUCAAAUGAGCCCAAUCUCAAAGCAGAGAACUUAGCAGCUGCUCAGACUGAUCUUUCUCCAACAAUGCUAGAAAAUGUGAAGAAAUGUAAGAACUUUCUUGCAAUGUUAAUAAAACUAGCAUGUAGCGGAUCACAGUCCCCAGAAAUGGGACAGAAUGUGAAGAAGCUGGUGGAACAACUUUUGGAUGCAAAAAUUGAAGCAGAAGAAUUUACUAAGAAACUGUAUGUUGAACUGAAGUCUUCACCUCAGCCUCACCUAGUUCCUUUUCUUAAGAAAAGUGUGAUUGCCUUACGACAACUUGUGCCUAACUCUCAGAGCUUCAUUCAGCAGUGUGUUCAGCAGACUUCUAGUGAGGGAGUAAUUGUUACCUGUACUACAACAGUAACAACUUCUCCUAUGGUGACAACACUUUCCUCAAGCCAGUCUGAAAAGCCCAUCAUUGUUUCUGGAGUGACAACACCUAGAACUGUGUCAGUGCAACCUCUGAAUCCACUCACAGGUCCAAGGGAAGCAAAGACUGGAGUUGUGACACUUCAUUCCGUGGGCCCAGCUGCUGUACCGGGCCCACCUGCUAUACCCGGAGAAACAACAGCUGGAACUGUUUUCCUUCAGACUUCCAAACCACUUGUGACAUCUGUACCAAAUACAGUUACAACAGUCUCACUUCAACCUGAAAAGCCAGUUGUCUCUGGAGCAGCAGUAACAGUGGCCAUUCCAACAGUAACUUUUGGAGAAACUUCAGCUGCAGCUAUAUGUCUUCCAUCUGUGAAACCUGUUGUUACUUCUGCUGGGACUACAUCAGACAAGACUGUCAUUAGCGCUCCAGUCCAAGUCAAAAUUACCCAGCCUGGUCCUGUCCUUUCACAGACAGCUGGCAUUCAACAGGCAGUUAAAGUCAAGCAGCUAUUAGUUCAGCAGCCUUCAGGAGGCAUUGCAAAACAAGUGACCGCACUUUCCCAUUCCUCUGCAUUGACCAUUCAGAAAUCUGGACAGAAGAUGCCAGUGAACACUGUAAUACCUACCAGUCAGUUUCCUGCAGCUUCCUUUGUAAAGCAAAUUACUCUGCCUGGAAAUAAAAUUCUGUCACUUCAAGCAUCUCCUAUUCCGAGAAAUAAAAUAAAGGAGAAUGGAACAACAAGCUUCAGAGAUGAAGAUGACAUCAAUGAUGUGACUUCCAUGGCAGGGCUCAACCUCAGUGAAGAAAACGCCUGCAUCUUAACCACAAACUCUGUGGUUGGCACACUCAUUCAGUCUUGUAAAGAUGAACCAUUUCUUUUCAUUGGAGCUCUACAAAAGAGAAUUUUAGAUAUUGGUAAAAAGCAUGACAUUACAGAACUUAACUCUGAUGCUGUCAACUUGAUCUCCCAUGCAACACAGGAGCGAUUGAGAGGCCUUUUAGAAAAACUGACUGCAAUUGCUCAGCACCGAAUGACUACUUACAAGGCAAGUGAAAAUUACAUCCUGUGUAGUGAUACCAGGUCACAGCUCAAAUUUCUUGAAAAGCUGGAUCAAUUGGAGAAACAGAGAAAGGAUUUAGAAGAAAGAGAAAUGUUACUUAAGGCAGCCAAGAGUCGUUCCAAUAAAGAAGAUCCAGAACAGCUGAGAUUAAAGCAGAAAGCCAAAGAGUUACAACAAUUGGAGCUUGCACAGAUACAGCAUAGAGAUGCUAAUCUCACAGCUCUUGCAGCUAUUGGACCAAGGAAGAAGAGACCACUAGAAUCUGGAAAUGAGGGAUUAAAAGACAACCUUCUUGCUUCUGGAACAUCCAGCCUGACCACUCCCAAACAAGUGCUUCGUCCAAGAAUCACAAGAAUCUGCCUCAGAGACUUGAUAUUCUGUAUGGAACAGGAAAGGGAGAUGAAGUAUUCUCGAGCGCUAUACCUUGCCCUUCUGAAGUGACUGUUCCACUGUCCAUCCAGAUCCUUGCUGUUUACUGCCAAAGAAGACAAUAGGGAGCAUUGUUGCACUGUCCUGACAUUUCAAUUUCUGGAAAAUAAUCACCAAUGUUGAAGACCAUUGUUUACAGUCAUAAACUUUUAUUUAGUCUUACCUAUCCAUCCCACAGAGUUCUUACAGGCUAGAAUUCAUCAUUGUUUUCUGAAAAUCGGUUAUGAAAUACAGUUUGCAUAGAAGUAGGCAUCUACCUACCUGUUCAUUUAAUUACAGCAAGUUUAAGGCCCUGUUGUUACCACCUGCUUCAUUUGCCAAAUUGUAACAGGUAAGGUGUCUUUCUCUAAUACAGCCUACUUUGAGAUGCAGGAGGAAGGAAGAGUUGCUGCAAAAUAUAAGAAAAUAGAAUUCAUCUUAUACUGCCAGUUUCUGGGCUGGAAUCAGAAGUUGCUUAGCUAUCUGUGACAGUCACCUUCUGCAGUUGAAGUGACAGGCCACAGAGUAGGGCCUGUGCUGACUAGUCAGCUGAAUGCCAAUGCUGAGAAAAAUGGGAAUAGAUUGUACCUGGGGUUGCUAAUUCUCUGGCUUAUAUCACCAAGUGAUGGAACAUCUAUGUCAGGGAAACCUUAUGGUUGAAGCUGCUGAUAUACCUCUUUGGGAAAAUGGAAAAGGUAGAAAGGAUUGGAAGGAAUGAUGAGGUGUUGCAUUCAAACCGAUGAGGAGAAAUGAGAAUGGAGUCAUAAAACAGGAAAUAUGCUUCUUGUGGUCAGCAGAGCAGAGGUGGGAUCAGAACUCCAGAGUGACUGGUACACAUUUCGUUGAUGGGGGGAAUAAUCACAGCCCAACCAAAAAGGAAAAUGUACCAGACAGACUAUUGCUGUAUUGCCCAGGCUGUCUACUUGAACUCUUGGUCUCAAGCAAUCUCUCAAGUAGCUUGGACUAUAGGCGUGGGUCCAAACAUCUUCAAAUUAUAGUAUUUCAAAAGGAAGAAGUUACUCUUUAUUUUUGUUUUAAAUCCCAACAAGGAUUGUUUUUGUAGUUCUCAUAUCUUUUAGUUACCAUAAGUUUUAAGCAUCUUGGUGCAUUUAAAAAUCCUAAUCGAUGAUUAAAAUUUUAACAACAGGACUCCAUUUUGGAUUCUGUACUUAAGAGGUCACAUCAGUAUCUUACCCUUGGGGAUCUUGGCUUUAAAUAUGAGAAGCAUGUUAUAUAUAUUCAUCUGUGGAUGAAGCUGAUAGGCAAGCAAACCCUCUUUUAAAAAAAUUUCCACCUGUGUGGAAUAAACUUGCUAAAAAAAUAAGUUAGAGUAACAUGCAGAAAAAAUAAUUAAACCCUUCAAAAGGGUUUUAAAAAGUGGGAAAUACUGUGCUUUUUAGAAAAAGAAUUCAGAGGAGGGAAAAAAUCACCCCAAGUAUGUUAUUCUUCAUCCUGUACUUCUCAUUGGGACUGUUAAGGCCAUGUUACAUACCAUAGUAAAUUUUAAAUGGGCCGCAUAUUUUGUUUUCAGCAAGUUACUAUGUAAAAUGCUAUAAAUUAUGUCUGUGUUAAGAGUACUUUAAGAAAAGAUCUAUAUCCAAAAUCGUUUUUGUAUAUUUAAAUGCUUAGCUUUAUUUUUUUGUUAAGUGCAGCAUAUUCUCAUAUUUGCAUAUAAUCAUAUUGAUCAUAUGUUUAAAAUUAUUUCAAAUACUUCAUUAAAAUUAUUUUAU